This is a messenger RNA of Dendronephthya gigantea, 2978 nucleotides long. RefSeq lists its product as uncharacterized. The record is from RefSeq and is a predicted model, not a curated record. The annotation marks the transcript as partial. Lineage: Eukaryota; Metazoa; Cnidaria; Anthozoa; Malacalcyonacea; Nephtheidae. The transcript is spliced from 6 exons.
GGAAGAAUAAUGACCAGUUUAACACAAAUGAGCCAGGUCAGGAGAGUGAUGAUGCGAAGCCAGGUGACCUCCCUGGAACGAGUUCAAGUAUUGACCAAGAAAACGGCGAUGGGUCAAAAAUGUCAGAUGGAGGAACCUCGGGGAGUUUACAAACCUCGAAUGGUCAAAAUCAAGAUACAGCUAUGGAUACGAAGUCUGACAGCACUGGCAAGAUCAGUGAACAGAAUGCAAAGGAUGAUAUGAAAGAUGGCGAUGAGUCAAAAAUGGAAGAUGAUGAUUCAUUGGAUAUUUCGGAUAGUGACACCUCCGACAAUAAGGAAUCUAGCGAACCAAAUAAGGAUAAUACAGAUUCCACAUCAGACAACGCAGAGGAGAAUACUGAACAAACAUCGAGCAAUGGAGUAUCAAAUGACGAUAAAUCCUUAGAUAUCAGCACGGAGGACCCUACAUCUAGUCAAGGUAGCAAAAAUCCUCAAUCAAGCGAUAUGGGGAAGGAUGGGGACAAGGCUGAUAAUAAUGGUCUGCCAAAUAAGCAACAAAUGAAAGCUGCCCAAGAUCUCCUUCGAUCAAGAUGGCUAUCACUAGAAAAGAAAGGUCGCCUCAAACCAGUCCCAGUGAAAAAUCCAUCAGAUAAGCCAUCUCAACCCGUCGUCGAUGCUUCCUUGAGAGACGACAGCGAGGAUUUUGAGGAUGAAGAAAUGGAGGAAAAAGAAGAUGGAAAAGCGAAUGGAGAGAAAAUAAAUGAGAAGAAAACGGAAGAUGAGGCAAAGGAUCAAACAAUGAAUGACCAGAAACUGGAAGGCCAGGAAAGCGAUGCGGAAUCAGAAUUGGAUGAGAAGAAAUUGGAAGAAAAGGAAAAUGAUGAAGUAAACAAUAGCAAAGACCAAGAAGAACUGAAUGAAAAGACGGAAGAUAUGCAUAUGAAUGGUGAUCAAACAAGGAAUCAACAAGAGAUGGAAAAACACGAGGAACCAUCGAACGAUCAUAAGAUGGACGAGGGUUUUACGGGAGAAAUGGGAGAGAAAGUCGACGAGAACAUGAACGAUGCAGAAAAGACAUCAGAGGAGAGUGGUGCGAAACGAAUUAAGGAAGAAUGCAUUUGUCCUGCCCUUGUUUGCAAUCACUUGGCAGACACGGGAAUGUUUAUCGACAAUACAAAUGUAACAGACAUUAAUGAUCUUAACGAGAUGAAAGCUUUUGCCAAAGGACUUGCCAUUGGUUUUAAAACAGAGGACAAGGAUGUUGUAAUGGGAAUUAUUGCAAACAUGAAACGUUCGCACAUUGUUGGGUCUCCAACUCAGGCAGGGGAUUCUAUCUUACACCCAAAAAGCAGGCUAGCAAAUCAGGCAUCGAAACUGAUUAGAAAUUCUCGACGCAGACCUGCAAAUCGGGCACAAAAUCUCGAUGUACAUCCUAAAAUUAGCUUUACUAACUGGGCACAAAAUCCUAUCGGAAAUCUAUUCCGGCAUCAUUCGAAAGCACACCCUCAUAUUCUUGCAAACAUCCCUAAAACCGGGCCUUCUGCUCAAGCAUAUAAACGAUCAAAACUUAAAAUUUUUUUUAAAUUCCGCCCGGAAAGGGAGCGAAAUUCUAAGGCAUUCAAGCGGGCAGAAGCUUACAUGCUGGCAAAGCAAAAGCAGCCCAUUCCACCAAUACUCAAUGAUGUGCUGUUUGUAUUGAUCAGCGGUGCAGAAAGUGACGCUGAAGUACAUGCGCCCGUGAAAGAUGUGAAAGCGGCAGGGGCGAAAAUUGUGGUCAUAGGGGUUGGCAAGGACGCGAAAAUUGGAAAGGUGGCAUCGCAGGCAGACCUAAUGUUUAUGGUCCCCCCCGGAGCCGGAAAUGCAAUAGUUAAUGCCAUUGUGGUAGCAGUAUGCAAAGCUUUUCUCAUGGGUAAACCAGGACCAAAUACCAAGCCUUGCCCAUGUAUGUUACAACCAGUUAAGAAAACCUCGCCAGAGGAAAAUCCCGGUAAGAUCAAUACAGAAAUGUCGAAAGAAGAAUACAAGGCGGGCAUGUUUCAUGCGAGCGGUUUACCCAAGGGGGAUACUUCAUCUACUACACCACAACAACCUUUGUCCCAGGCCACAUCUGAUAUAAUUUCAGAUAAAAAACCUCCAGCAGCACCAAGUACCUUGAUCGUAAGUGCUAAGAAACCACUGACCGCUGUGUCCAACACCAAAGCACCAGAGGGAAAUUUGCCGGUAUCGAAAACGGCGCCCGAAGCCUUCGGCGUAACCCAGCCCGUAUCUUCACCGGCGACCGAUAAAUCACCAUCCGCUAGUCAGCAGACAAGUUCGGUGAAAAAUUCCCCCAAACCUGCAGAGCGGUCCAAGCCCGACAACCUGCCUGGUAAUGGUGCCACCACUCAGGCAAUGCCUGUUAAAACCGCCAACGACAAAGUUAUUCAUAUAAAACAAGACAGGUUCAAACCUCUAUCAAAAACUUUAUCUACCCUUGGGGAAAGUCUCAACAAAGCUCAUUCGACGGGCGAAUUGCAUGAAGGCUCUUAUGCGUUAGAUGGUGACAUACAAAAUUUACUGAAAACAAUCGGAAAGUUAAAAUCACAAGUUGAUAAUCUAAAAAGCGAUGAGUUAGCAUCAGGAAAUAACGAUAUUGAAAUAACCAGCGAUAAUAACAAACCCGGGAUUGUCUCCAAGCCUUCCAGCCAAUCACAAGAAGGCUCUGAGUCAAGCAGCCAAUCAUCGUCGAGUAUCGCAUCUUCAACAAAUAAAUCGCCCUCAGCUUCUACAAGUCAAAAAAUAACAGCCCCAGCUUCGACAGGCGAAUCAACAACGGUCUCGGCUACGACAAGCCAAUCAAUGACGGACACAGCUUCCACAAGCCAAUCGCUGCCCAGCUCUGAAUACGCUGGCCAAUCGCCUGCGAGUUCGAAUGCCGUUGAAGAAUCGAAUUCUAAAACAGGAGGUACCAACGAUAUGCUGUCAAAAUCAAACACGACUACCCAUGUGCCGUUGAAA